UUUUUUUUUUCUUCUCUAAAGAGAACCGCGAGAGAGAGAGAGAGAGAGAGUAGGGAGAGUGGUUGGAGAAGGGGACGGAGCGCUUGUGUGGGAGGAAGAAGAAACGUUUGUGAGGGAGGACGAAGCGCUUUGUUCUUCAUUUUCCGUCUCCGAUCACGCUGUAGUCAUGGUGAGGAAAAGAAGAACUGGACCUCCUGGCUCUGCAGAGAGCUCUCAGUCUACAGAGGGCAGUAGUAGCGGCGAACAACGUGCUCCUCAGCAGCGAUCUGAGCGGGCCCCAAUGCCACAGCAACAGGGUGGCGGACGGGCCUGGGCCCCAGCUCAUCCCCAACAAGGAGGCCGGGGGGGUGGACAAUACCAUGGCCGUGGGGGCGGUCAAUACCAGGGUCGUGGUGGUGGGCAGUACCAGGCACGUGGGCAACAGGCAGGUGGCCCACCUUCCGAGUACCAGGGGCGUGGUGGUCCCCACCCACGGGGCGGAAUGCCACCUCAGCAAUAUUACGGUGGUCGCAGGGGUGGUGGCAGUGGCAUGACAGGUGGGCGCGGUGGUGUUCCCGUCGCCGCAGGUCCGUCAAGAACGGAUCCCGAGCUGCACCAAGCAACCCAGGUUCAAUAUCAAGCCGCUCAGGCUGCAUCAUCCCUUUCUGAAGCUGGUUUGUCCUCUCAGCCUGCGGAGGUGAGCCCAGAGCAAAUUGAACAUCCGUUUCAGCAACUCACGAUCCAGGGUACUGGUUCUACUAGCCAGGCAAUACAACCAGUUUCAAGCAAGUCAGUGAGAUUUCCACUACGCCCUGGAAAAGGCAGUGUCGGAGACAGGUGCAUUGUGAAGGCGAAUCAUUUCUUUGCUGAGCUGCCCGAUAAGGACCUUCAUCAGUAUGAUGUGACUAUUACACCGGAAGUAAGCUCCCGUGGUGUGAAUCGUGCUGUCAUGGCGGAGCUAGUGUCUCUGUACAGGGAAUCCCAUCUAGGUGGGCGCCUUCCAGCUUAUGACGGCAGGAAGAGUCUUUAUACUGCUGGUCCUUUGCCUUUCUCUUCCAAAAUCUUUGAAAUCACGCUACAUGACGAGGAAGAAAGUCUAGGCGCCCCAAGGCGAGAAAAUCCGUUUAAAGUAUUGAUCAAAUUUGCUGCUCGUGCUGAUCUUCACCAUUUAGCAAUGUUUCUGGCUGGAAAGCAGGCAGAUGCCCCUCAAGAAGCGCUGCAAGUUCUUGAUAUUGUUCUACGUGAACUACCUACUGCAAGAUAUUCACCAGUUGGCAGAUCAUUUUAUUCACCUAACUUAGGGAGGCGCCAGCAACUUGGUGAGGGGUUGGAGAGUUGGCGUGGCUUUUAUCAGAGUAUUAGGCCCACUCAGAUGGGAUUGUCCCUUAAUAUUGAUAUGUCUUCGACUGCCUUCAUUGAACCAUUGCCAGUAAUCGACUUUGUGGUGCAACUUCUGAACAGAGACAUUUCUGCUAGACCAUUAUCUGACGCCGAUCGUGUGAAGAUCAAGAAAGCUCUAAGAGGUGUGAAGGUUGAGGUUACGCAUCGAGGCAACAUGCGCAGGAAAUAUCGUAUAUCCGGCCUCACAUCACAGGCAACUAGAGAGUUGACGUUCCCUGUGGAUGACCGUGGUACGAUGAAGUCUGUUGUCCAAUACUUUCAGGAGACCUAUGGUUUUAACAUUCAACAUACCACUUUGCCUUGCUUGCAAGUUGGCAAUCAACAGAGACCUAACUAUCUUCCCAUGGAGGUCUGCAAGAUAGUUGAGGGUCAGAGGUACUCGAAGAGGUUAAAUGAGAAACAAAUUACUGCUCUUCUUAGGGUGACUUGCCAACGCCCUCAAGAGAGGGAGCUUGACAUUUUGCAGACUGUGCAUCACAAUGCGUACUAUGAAGAUCCUUAUGCACAGGAGUUUGGUAUAAAAAUUGAUGAGAGGCUUGCUUCAGUUGAGGCUCGAGUUCUACCUGCACCUUGGCUUAAAUACCACGAUACUGGAAAAGAGAAGGAUUGCUUGCCCAGGGUUGGCCAGUGGAAUAUGAUGAACAAGAAAAUGGUGAAUGGUGGGAGGGUGAGUAACUGGACGUGCAUCAACUUUUCAAGAAGUGUCCAAGAUAAUGCUGCUAGGGGAUUCUGUCAUGAGCUGGCUGUGAUGUGCCAAGUAUCUGGAAUGGACUUUGCUCUAGAGCCUGUCCUUCCUCCUUUGACUGCUCGACCUGAGCAAGUGGACAGAGCUCUAAAAGCGCGGUACCAGGAUUGCAUGAACAUACUUAAACCACAGGGUAGAGAACUUGACUUGUUGAUUGUAAUACUGCCUGACAACAAUGGUUCUUUAUAUGGAGAUCUGAAAAGGAUUUGUGAGACAGAUCUUGGAUUAGUCUCACAGUGCUGUUUGACUAAGCAUGUUUUUAAGAUGAGCAAGCAGUAUCUUGCAAAUGUCGCUCUCAAGAUCAAUGUUAAGGUCGGCGGAAGAAAUACAGUUCUCAUGGAUGCGCUCACACGAAGGAUACCCUUGGUCAGCGAUAGACCAACUAUCAUAUUUGGUGCUGACGUGACUCAUCCUCAUCCUGGGGAGGAUAGUAGCCCUUCCAUUGCAGCGGUUGUUGCAUCUCAAGACUGGCCUGAGGUGACAAAGUAUGCUGGCUUAGUAAGCGCACAAGCUCACCGCCAAGAACUUAUUCAGGAUUUGUUCAAAGUAUGGCAGGAUCCUCAACGAGGAACUAUCACUGGUGGGAUGAUAAAGGAGCUUCUCAUCUCUUUUAAACGUGCCACCGGACAAAAACCUCAGCGUAUCAUAUUUUACAGGUAUCAUUCAUCUUGUAUUCGUAAAUUGGAUUUUGGACAAUUAUGUUUAUGGUAUUGGUCUUUCAGGGAUGGUGUCAGUGAGGGGCAGUUUUAUCAAGUAUUGUUGUAUGAACUGGAUGCCAUUAGGAAGGCAUGUGCAUCGCUGGAGCCUAAUUAUCAGCCACCGGUAACUUUUGUGGUGGUUCAAAAGCGUCAUCACACACGGCUGUUUGCUAAUAACCAUCAUGAUCAGCGAACUGUUGAUAGAAGUGGAAAUAUAUUGCCUGGUACUGUGGUUGAUUCGAAGAUUUGCCAUCCGACAGAGUUCGAUUUCUAUCUAUGCAGUCACGCUGGCAUACAAGGCACCAGCCGUCCUGCGCACUAUCAUGUCUUGUGGGACGAGAACAAGUUCACUGCUGAUGCACUGCAGUCUCUUACAAACAAUCUAUGCUACACCUAUGCUAGGUGUACCCGUUCUGUCUCAAUCGUUCCUCCUGCAUAUUAUGCUCAUCUGGCCGCAUUCCGUGCUCGGUUCUACAUGGAGGCGGAUACUUCGGAUAGUGGAUCAAUGGCCAGCGGCGCUGCUGCUGGGCGGGGUGCUCCUUCCGGAGGCGCACGCAGUACCAGAACCCAAGGAAAUGUUGCUGUUAGGCCCCUGCCUGCUCUGAAGGAGAAUGUGAAAAGGGUCAUGUUUUAUUGCUAAAUUAUAUAUGAGCUCCUUGAAAGAACUGUGUGGGCAAGACUUCUUUUGUGUUGUCGCUUGUGGUGUUUGACUGGGUUCGAGUCUCUGUGCUUGCCUUUUGUUUGCUGCUGUGACAAUUAUUGUGUUUCGUUCCAUGAUGUUUAAUUUUCUUUAUGUCAUGUUGUGUAAACCUCAACUCUUGAACUUAAUAACUUAAGGUCUCUGGUUUUCUGUGAA
Messenger RNA from Ananas comosus (pineapple), 3679 nucleotides. Its product is annotated as protein argonaute 1B-like. Gene Ontology annotation, molecular function: RNA binding; protein binding. The record is from RefSeq and is a predicted model, not a curated record. NCBI's taxonomy places the organism in Eukaryota, Viridiplantae, Streptophyta, Magnoliopsida, Poales, Bromeliaceae. Gene Ontology annotation, biological process: regulatory ncRNA-mediated post-transcriptional gene silencing. Gene Ontology annotation, cellular component: cytoplasm. The transcript is spliced from 22 exons. The coding region runs from base 167 to 3463 and encodes 1098 amino acids.